This is a messenger RNA of Moneuplotes crassus, 2167 nucleotides long. NCBI's taxonomy places the organism in Eukaryota, Ciliophora, Spirotrichea, Euplotida, Euplotidae. The record is from the annotation of a GenBank genome assembly.
GUAAAAAUGCCCAAGAAAAGUUCAAAGCCCAUCAAGCGAGCUAGACUGGAGCCUACAAAGAAGUCUAAUGAAGAGAUUAGCUGGCAAAAAGUCAAGAUUGAUGAUAAGGAAGAAGAUAGCGAUGAUGAUACUAUUACACCUGAAGAGCUUACUAAUGGCUUAUUGGGUCAGAUUCAUCAAGCUCCUAAGGAAGAGAGAAAGCAAGACUCUGAUAGAAAUUUGAAAACUCCAAGAAGGAAGGAAGCAAAGGCAGUAGCUAAGUCAAAGAGAAAACAAUCAGUAAGACAAAGGAAAGCUACUGAAGCUAGAGAAAAGAAUAAACCAGAAUAUGAAAGAUACAAGAAAUUGUUAAUAGAAGAGUUGAAAUUAGGUAUUGACGAGUUCAGGACCGAAGCUUCACAAGAGCUCCCUUGGCACGAAGCAUGAGAGAACUUCUUUGAGUUGAUUAAAAUUCUUUCACAGAGACGAAACAUCAGUACCUGAUAUGUAAUAAACCCAUUCCUGAAGCUUUGCUCGCACAUAAUUAUCAGUAUGAAUUAUGAGCUAGACAUAGUUCAGAAGAAAUGAAUUGAAUAUCUGAGAGUCCUUCACCAAAACUUAAUGAAAUAGCCAGAAAUCAAACAACAAGGAAAACCAUCCUCCUUCUUUGAACCAAAUUUCCAAUGCCCAACUGAAUUAUGAAGAUAUCCUAGCAAGGCUCUCUGAAAGUAACAUAAUAGAGAUUUGAGUAGACAGAAACUACUACUGUAUUACUGAAAACAAGCUUGUUGGGUGUGGGUUCACCCAGGAAGAAAUGAAGUGCUUCACUAAGUCUAGAUAUUACCAAAAUGAAAUCACUUGCACCACCGAUAGUCACACAGAGUUAGAAAAUGUAAAGCUUAAGCAGAGGGUCAAUUUUAAGUAACAUCUGUGAGAUUUUAGCCAGGAUGAUAUCAAUCCUCAACUCUGGUAAGAAAGUCCCACCUGGAGACAAGAAGAAAUAUAUUGAAGAGAAUCGAGAGAAGAUUGACCUUGAGAACAAAAUAAUCUCACUGAAAAAUAGUGGAAAAUCAUCAGGAAUAUUCAGUACCAAGUCUAUCAUCGAAUGGAGUGAUAAGUCUAAGUUUAUGAAUGAUGUCGAAACAUUCAAGAAAGUAGCGAUUGAUUAUGACCUUGCCCCACUGAAGACAGAAGAUAUCUUCAACUUUGUCCAACUGAAGAAGCUAUGAGAAGCAGAGAGGUUGAAGGAACUUGAAGAUCUCAAAAAUUCUGGCUCAAUGAAGAAAUAUCUAGGUCCGAGCAAGAAACAUAAAAAUUUCUAAAGCUACAGUUGCUGAGAAGGAGCAAGCACUGUACUGUAACUAUAUCAGGAGCUCACUUAUGAAAAACCGUAAGGUUUUUCUUAGAGAAUUACAGAAGCUCAGAAAAUUUCAGUGAAAACCACCCAGGAAAGAAAGAAAUCAGUUCCAUAUUUUACUUGAAGGUGUGAGAAAGACAGGCAAGGAUUAUUCAAGAAAUCCGAUGAAAAUUGGCUACCCUAGGAAUCCUUUUAAGAAGUUGGCGGGGAUUAAUUAUGAUUAUGAAAAUAGGUGAGUUUAGAAGCUUGACUUUGUAGUGAUUAUGAAGAUGAUGAUGACAAUUCUCAAGCAGACUCAGACUAUGAUUCUGACCACAGCACCCAAGUCGAUUAUUAUAAUAAGAAGGUUCGUGUUCCAAGAGUUCCAAUAGUGAAUAGGAGCCAUACUGAAGAUACUAAGAUUGUAUUUCUAAGACCACAGAUAGCUCCAUUUCAGAUGAUAAAGUCAAAAUCAAAGGCAAAUUCUAAGAAAGAGAGUGAGAAUCCAAACGCUCCUAAAAUUUCAAAGGGUUCCAAGAUUUCCAGCUUUUUAAAGACACUCGAGAAGAAGUUGUCUCAAGCUCAAAUGCUUCCUAUAAAAGAAAGAUCUAACCUCGAAAUUGCAGUAGAGGCAGAAUGCAGACAAAAAGGUCAAAGGUCUAAGAAGCAGAUAGCAUCCACAUUCCUCGGAUUAGCUGAGAAGGCUCAAAGAAGUGCAAGAACUCCUAUGAGGUGUAAGCCAUCCUAAAGGAUCAUCUUAACUUUGGACGUACAAAAGCAGGUUGCCAAAGAUGUCCAAUAAAUUAAUCAUUUUCAAUAGUUUCAGCCCCCAUUGGGGUUUUGGGGUUUUGG